CACUUGUUACUUCUUGUUCCAAAUGGUGUUAUAGGGGAUGGUUACACAAAUCAUGUUCCUCAACAAGAUAUUUAUGGCAUGUUAAAGAUUGUAGAUGGAGAGCCAAUAUAUGUCUCCUCAAAUUGCCUUCCAAUCAAGGCUUUUAAAUUCGAACCUGCUGGCCAUGCUUUUCACUCUGCUGCUCUUAGGCUUCUUGGUUGGUGUGAAGAAGAACAUGCAGAUAGUGACGAUCAGAAUCUGCCCAGUGAAAUGGGCCAGGCAUGUGUGCAGUCAUCCGAUUCAUACAGCACUAAAGGUAAAAGGAAAUCUGGUUCUGAAGGUAAGCUACAGGAUCAUUAUGCGUUACUGGGUUUGGGCCAUUUAAGAUAUCUUGCCACUGAGGAACAGAUAAGAAAGAGCUAUUGUGAGACUUCUUUAAAGCAUCAUCGGGACAAGCAGGCUGCACUUCUUCUUGCAGAAGAAACUGAAGCUGCAAAACAAGCAAAGAAAGAUGAAAUAGAGAGCCACUUCAAGGCCAUUCAAGAAGCAUAUGAGGUGUUGAUUGAUCCGGUGAGGAGAAGAAUUUAUGACUCUACAGAUGAGUUUGAUGAUGAAAUUCCCACCGACUGUGCGCCGCAGGACUUCUUCAAGGUAUUUGGACCAGCUUUUACAAGAAAUGGGCGCUGGUCAGUUAGCCAAACUGUCCCUUCUUUGGGAGAUGAGAGUACUCCACGUAAAGAAGUGGACAGUUUUUAUAACUUUUGGUACAGUUUUAAAAGCUGGAGGGAGUUCCCACAUGCUGAUGAGUUUGAUCUGGAGCAAGCUGAAUCCCGUGACCAUAAAAGAUGGAUGGAAAGGCAGAAUGCAAAGCUUUCAGAGAAAGCUAGGAAGGAGGGAUCCAUACGUGUACGUGCUCAGCUUUGA
Molecule: messenger RNA, 903 nt
Organism: Ilex paraguariensis (yerba mate)
Lineage: Eukaryota; Viridiplantae; Streptophyta; Magnoliopsida; Aquifoliales; Aquifoliaceae
Source: the annotation of a GenBank genome assembly